ACUCAAACCCUAGAAGAAGACUUUAUAUUGAAGAGGCGCCGUAGAAGCAUUUUAGGUUAAAUCUUGUUGUUGUUGAUUCUUCUGUGUUCGUCGUCGACCUAUUUUCCUCAGCCAUGGCCGUCGGGAAAAACAAGAGAAUCUCUAAGGGUAGGAAGGGAGGAAAGAAGAAGGCUGUUGAUCCUUUCUCCAAGAAGGACUGGUAUGAUGUCAAGGCUCCUUCGAACUUCACCAACAGGAAUGUUGGAAAGACACUUGUUUCCAGAACUCAGGGUACCAAAAUUGCCUCUGAAGGUUUGAAACACAGAGUUUUUGAGGUCUCUCUAGCUGAUCUUCAAGGUGAUGAAGAUAACGCUUACAGGAAGAUCCGUCUCAGAGCUGAAGAUGUCCAGGGCAGGAACGUUUUGUGCCAAUUCUGGGGCAUGGACUUCACAACUGACAAACUUAGGCUAUUCUGCAUUGCCUUCACCAAGAGACGUGCUAACCAGGUCAAGAGGACUUGCUACGCUCAAUCCAGCCAAAUCCGUCAGAUUCGCAGGAAGAUGAGGGAUAUCAUGAUUAAGGAAGCUUCCUCAUGUGACCUUAAGGAUCUUGUUGCUAAGUUCAUUCCUGAAGCUAUUGGCCGGGAGAUUGAGAAGGCAACUCAGGGCAUCUACCCUCUUCAGAACGUUUUCAUCCGUAAAGUCAAGAUCCUCAAGGCACCCAAAUUCGACCUUGGCAAGCUCAUGGAUGUUCAUGGAGAUUAUUCAGCAGAAGAUGUUGGUGUUAAGGUAGAGAGGCCAGCUGAUGAGAUGGCCGUUGAGGAACCUACUGAAAUCAUCGGAGCUUAAGAAUGGUUUUUGAUAAAAUGUUAAAAUUGAGAGAUCUCUUUUUUUCUCAUAAACUUUAGCUUUUUAAUGCUUGUCGUUUCACACUCUCUUUUGUUCCCUCAGUUUAAUUUUUGCUGUAUUGAUGACUUUUCUCAGUGUAAACUUGCGAGUUUUUGAUAAUUUAUGGAACACCUUUUUCUCUGAAUUUGAGUUCCUCCAUAAGACUAUUUGCAUCCCCAAACUUUAGUUGAUUUAGUCGUGUUACUAUACGAACUUUUCCCAUUUUUUUCCAUCGAAUGAACAUUAUAAACUUUU
Messenger RNA from Arabidopsis arenosa, 1121 nucleotides. NCBI's taxonomy places the organism in Eukaryota, Viridiplantae, Streptophyta, Magnoliopsida, Brassicales, Brassicaceae. The record is from the annotation of a GenBank genome assembly.